AUCAGCGCGAGGGCCGAACGAGCUUUUCAUUUUUCAAUCCAAUGGACAGCGCCAUAGGUCCCCGGAGAAGCUCGGCUUUCCGGAUGGAGAAUCCCUUCAGCCUCAAGGUUUUCCAGGUCUUUACGGGAUUCGGCGUGGGAUGUGGGAUUGGUAUCGGCGUUGGCCGGCCCAUAUAUCUAGGUAAAGUACUCUCCCCACCCCCUUGAACCCCAACAAACACCUCAGACACUUCCAUUAGGUGAUGGACUCGGGAAUUCUGUCCAAAGGAAAGAGCGACGAAGACUCACCCAACCGUACCGGGAAAUGCCAGUGUAUUGCUUGAAUUGGUGCAAUACCAGUACUGCAGCAAGUCAUGAGUGCGACAAGCGGUGCAACAGAUGCUUUUUCUGGAGUCGGGAGACAUGUUAAUGGCUCUCUAAAGAAGUUGGGGAUGAAGAACAUUGAAGCAGGUAUUGGAUGUGGGGUUGGUGUUGGCCACGGCUUUGGAGUAGGACUUGCAUUGAAACCUGGAAUGGUUCAUCUGAUCCAAUCUUCUCUUGAGCAACUGAUGUCUAAGAUCAUGAUGAAUGCGGGUUCUGUUCCUGGUUUACCUUCUGCCUCAAGUGUCAUCCCAGGAUCUGCUCAAAGCAGCAAUACUAUGCUAAGCGGGGCUUUCAAUAAAAAAGUGCAAUCCUCAAGCGGCAGUGUUUUGGAUCUGGAAUCUAAAACUACGGGAAACACCUUUCAACCUGCAAGAUUUGAUGAAUCUCCCCAUCAGGAACCUACAUAUAAUUCUUAUGAAUCAAAAGGGACCCUGUCAGAAAAAUCAAUUGGAAGUCGCACUGAAAAGGUUAUCAACAAUUUCUUGCAGAAUCCACUUUUCAGAAAUGAUGAGAAGAUGGAGCUAAAUGAAUUGGCUGGGAAUCUACGAUCGGAGAAUAACGUGCUACAAAUUUUACUGAAACAUCAACAAGUCAUCGAGGAGUUGAUGGAGGAGAACCAGAAACUGCGCCAAAUACUCGUGGAGGACCUUAAUGUUCCACCUAGCAAGCUCCAAAUAAACAAGGAGAGCAAGAUCAAAACUUACUACUCAUGUUCAGACUGCUUUGAAUGCCGUAGAAGAGACAGAAGAAGAACAAGAUGACAUUAAUAUCCCCAUAGUUCAUGUCAGCAGCACAUUCUUAUCAAAGUUUUCUUAAUGUUUGUCAAGUUCUUGACGGCAGAGGCUAGAUUAUCAUCACUAGCAGCCAAAAGAAUGGCCAUGGAUAUUUGAUAACAUUUGUUCUGAUGAACAUUCCUAGGUCGCUUUUUUGACAUAUAUUUACCUUCACCCCUUUUUUUGUUUUGUGAAAAUUAAAUAUCAUUGUCUUCCUUCUCUUAUUACAAGGUUCAUGUUUUCUGCCUCUUUAAUAUGAAUAAAAAUUUUCACCUUUCGAAUA
Messenger RNA from Phoenix dactylifera (date palm), 1418 nucleotides. RefSeq names its product dynamin. Lineage: Eukaryota; Viridiplantae; Streptophyta; Magnoliopsida; Arecales; Arecaceae. The record is from RefSeq and is a predicted model, not a curated record.